Molecule: messenger RNA, 549 nt
Organism: Oppiella nova
Lineage: Eukaryota; Metazoa; Arthropoda; Arachnida; Sarcoptiformes; Oppiidae
Source: the annotation of a GenBank genome assembly
AUGGUAUGCGCCUUAAGUCCAGUAUUCAAAGAGAUCAUUGAUUACCAGGGUUUUAAACAACUUGAAUUGAACCGUAUAUCCGAAGUGAUCAGUGCGUCCAAUGUCUUCAUAUACCCAUUGAGUACAAACAUAUACACAAUUAAGGAUAAAAUAGAUUACAUCCGGGUUGCCGCGCAAAUGGCCGAAAAACGCAUCCAGGAUGUUAUCACAUAUAUAUCAGAUCUGUGUCCCAACGAUCAGUAUUACCUAUUGAAGUACGGGUGCAGUGAAAUACUGUCCCAGCGCAAAUGGCCGAAAAACGCAUCCAGGACGUUAUCACAUAUAUAUCAGUAUUACCUAUUGAAGUACGGGUGCAGUGAAAUACUGUCCCUCAGACGUGUCACCUAUUAUAAUGACAAAACCAAAUUCCUGGAAAAGAUAUGUCCAGAAUGGGACUGGGAUCUCACUAUAUUGAAUCUGUUAACGACAAUUAUACUGUUCAACCCAAACCGUCCAAACCUAAUACAUAGAGACACUUGUGUGGUGACAAAGGAAUCGCGAACUACCUAA